Gongylonema pulchrum is the source of this 457-nucleotide messenger RNA. The record is from the annotation of a GenBank genome assembly. NCBI's taxonomy places the organism in Eukaryota, Metazoa, Nematoda, Chromadorea, Rhabditida, Gongylonematidae.
GAAUUGCUCCUCUUUCAAGGGUUGAAUUCACAGUUCGUACUGAAUUAGCGCUAAGAUUACACGCGGAUUGGAUGGCAGCAGAACAGGCAGCGUGUCUUGGUGACGAACCGAAUUUGAAGAUACGUGAUCGAAAUCGAACAGAGUUUGAGAAGAAUUUGACAUUUGCUGGCUUCGUUGUGAUCUCAUGCCCCUUAAAACCGGAUACGAAGGCAAUGGUGAAAGAAAUAGCAGAAUCAUCGCAUAGAGUAGUAAUGAUCACUGGCGAUAAUCCUCUUACUGCUUGCCACGUUGCUAGAGUUCUUCGAUUCACAAAAAAGUCAGCGCCAAUUCUUGUAUUGGAUGAACCUGAAGGCUUUCAUAUAUCUACUCAGCAAGCACUAUCAUUUCCUCCGCUGCAUCAUGCCUCAUGUAAAGAUAUUUGCCAGAAUGGCGCCGAAACAAAAGGUCGCGCUUGAAA